Molecule: messenger RNA, 504 nt
Organism: Psammomys obesus (fat sand rat)
Lineage: Eukaryota; Metazoa; Chordata; Mammalia; Rodentia; Muridae
Product: proteasome subunit beta type-3-like
Cellular component (GO): proteasome core complex
Source: RefSeq, a predicted model, not a curated record
AUGUCCUAUAAUGGAGGAGCUGUCAUGACCAUGAAGGGAAAGAACUGUGUGGCCAUCGCUGCACACAGGCAUUUCUGGAUCCAGGCCCACAUGGUGAACACAGACUUCCAGCAGAUCUUCCCCAUGGAUGACAGGCUCUACAUAGGCUUGGUAGGGCUGGUCACCAACCUCCAGACAGAUGCCCAGCUCCUCAAGUUCUGGCUGAACUUCUACAAGCUGAAGGAAGGUAGGCAGAUCAAGCCUUACGCCCUCAUGAGCACGAACCUCACUGGCUACCCCAUGGUGACUGAUGACUUAGUCAGUGGUACCCGCUCUGAAUAAAUGUAUGGGAUGUGUGAGUCUUUCCAGGAGACGAACAUGGAUCCAGAACACCUGUUUGAAGCCACUUCCCAGGCUAUUCUGAGUGCUGUGGACUGGGACACGGUAUCAGGCAUGGCCGUCAUUGUCCACAUCUUUGAAAAAGACAAGGUCACCACCAGGACCCUGAAAGCCCGGAUGGACUAA